This is a messenger RNA of Lecanosticta acicola, 2211 nucleotides long. The record is from the annotation of a GenBank genome assembly. NCBI's taxonomy places the organism in Eukaryota, Fungi, Ascomycota, Dothideomycetes, Mycosphaerellales, Mycosphaerellaceae.
AUGCGCGGGAGCGACACCGAGACUGUCGACCUGAAGACACCUGGCCAGGACGCGGACGCGCUGUUAGGAGACGACGACUUGGACAUGGAUGACGAUGUUUUCGUGGAAGCCGCCCAGUCGGCACUGGACAAGGGGAAGUCGGCGUUUGCUGCCGGCGACUACAAGUCCGCUGAUGCAUUACUGAGCGAAGCUCUCACCAUGUUGAAGGAGCUCACCGGGAAACAGCAAGCUCCUGCAGAUAUCUGGGAGCAGAGACGAAUCCUUGGCAUAUGUGCUUUCCACGUACGUACGCCGGCUGAGGCCGAGGACGCUCUCCUGAGUGUGCUACAGCACGCUCCACGGAAUGCGAUUCUUGGCGAAGCAGAGCGGCUACAAGUCAGCGAGAUAGCUCAUCUCUUGGCCCAAGUCUACGUGAAGCUUGGCAAGCUUGACAAGGCCUACCAAUACUGCGAAUAUGCUCUCCGAGGAAGACGGAAGAUUCUGGGCAAGAAUCAUAGCGAGAGCUACGAGUCCUUGGCAUUGACUGCGCGAAUACUGGAGCUUCAAGGCAAUGAGAUCCGCGCUGAGUUCUUUGUGGAUAUGAUCCCUCAAGAUGAAAGAGACACCUAUGUCAAGAAAUAUGCCGAGCUUGCUUUACCCCAAGAAGUAACAUCAACUGAGGAUGACAGACCGUCCUUGGAGAAUCGUCCGAUGAAGACAACGCCUCCAGCCAGCUUACGAAAAGUGAUCAUCGCUGGAGAGUCACCUCCUCCAAAGAUCCCGGAGCGCUCACCCUGUCGUGGCCUACCAGGAAUUGCGCCGCGCCCGAGGAGUGCAACAUCGCCGGGUGGCAGCCAUCUGCGGACCAUGAGCUCGUUGAGCGGGCAGCUCUCCAGCGAGCCAGGUGAUGUUACCUCGAGACCACUAGUCAGUCUUCUCCCGAGCCCAGAGAUUGGCAAGACUGCUACAGCGGCCGAAACUGCAGUUCCACCGGACGCCGUUCGCUCGGUCAACCAAGAUCUUCCGCCAAUCCAACAGAAGCCGAUCCCUGAGAGACCGGCACCCACCCAUACAAACAGUGAACAGUCUGCAGUCUCAGACAUUACGACCAUGUACGAGCCGAAGGCUCUUCAGAGCCAGAUUUCAGGCUCGCCAGAGUCUCGCGGACUUAUACCGAAACCUCUCCGGACGCAAACAACACAUGUGUACGAACUUCCCGGCGAUACGCAUUUUGGCAAUCUUUCCCAAUCGACCUUGGCCGCACUGCCGACCACAGAUCCAAAUCAGAGCAUUCUGGACAGAUGGGCGUCUGCUCCUGUUGUUGCGCCACAAGCACGCCCAAGCGACGAUCCACCUCAAUACGUGCCACGCGAGCCGUCUGUGGACCAAGUGCGCCCAUGGGAUCUUCAAAGCACCACCAGCAGCAACUACUGCGACAGUGUCUCGACCUGGGACACUCGAUCCACGGAAGACUUCAAGUGGUCCAUCGCACCCGAUGCGGCGCCCGAGUUCCGCAACGCCAAGUUGCCCGAACGCAGACGCAAGAUUUCCCUCCUGAGCAAACUCCGCAAGAACAAUUCCACCAGCGACUUACAAAGGAGCGAACCGCUUCGCUUUCGCGGCGCCCGUCUCUCCGGGAAGGAUAUCGAUUCGGUCAGGAACGAUCGGCUCACGGACAACGUCAUCGAAUUCUGGCAGGAAUAUCUGGAAGCCGAACUGCUCCACCAGAGUCCCAAGUUCCUCCUCAUGCGCCCUCUCUGUGCAUCCCUCCUGCUCCGCGAAGCAGAAGACGGCGCAUCUCUCAAAGCAACCCUCCCGGACCUCACCGGUAGCACCCUACACGUCAUGAUCCCACUCAAAUCCCCCACGAGCGCACACUACUCCCUCCUCCUCGUCUCCGCCCAGGACGGCGUGGCGUGCCAUUACGAUCCCGCGCGCGCUCGCAACCGCAAGCUCGCCGAGACGGUCGUCAAGCAAAUCUCGGCACAUCUGGAUCAGAGACUACAGUUCCUGCAUGUCCCCGGCACGCCGGAGCAAUUGCGCGAUCAGGACUGCGGCGUGUAUGUGUGUGUUUUCAUGCAGCAUCUGAUUGCGAAGAUCAACGCCACGCACGUCUCGGAGAAGGUGGAUGCGAGUCUGGCGUUCCAUGUGGAUGCCAAGAGUGGGCGGAAGAGGAUUCUGAAGGCGAUUGAGGCGACGAGGAGGAGUCAGGCGUUGAUUGAGGAGGAAUGA